CUUUCUUACACAUGUUCUUCUUUGUAGCUUCCUUGGGUUAAAACUUUUCUCCUGCUUUAAAGAAGUCAAAGCUCAGAAAAAGGCAAAGCAGGAAUGGAGAAUCUACCUCCUGGUUAUCGUCCCAAUGUUGGUGUUUGUCUAAUCAAUUCAGAUAAUUUGGUAUUUGUAGCUUCAAGAUUGAAUGUUCCUGGAGCAUGGCAGAUGCCGCAGGGAGGCAUUGAAGAUGGAGAGGAUCCAAAGUCAGCAGCCAUGAGAGAGCUACAAGAAGAAACUGGAGUCGUUUCAGCUGCAAUCAUAGCUGAGGUUCCAACUUGGUUAACAUAUGAUUUCCCACCGGCAGUAAAAGCAAAGGUUAACCGGCUCUGGGGAGGUGAAUGGCAUGGUCAGGCGCAGAAAUGGUUUCUAGUGAGACUGAUAAACGACGAGGAUGAAAGAGAGAUCAAUCUAGCUAACAACGAAGCGGAUUCAGAGUUUGCGGAGUGGAAGUGGGCGAGACAGGAAGAAGUGGUAGAGCAAGCAGUUGAUUACAAAAGGCCAACGUACGAACAAGUCAUUAAGACUUUUGGUUCUUACUUGAAUGAUCCAGGAAGAGCUGCUAAAUGUAAAUCUGCCAAGUGGUGAUAAGGAAACCAAUGUUUGUUCUGUUCAUUUUUGUAAAUUGGUUAUUGGUACUAGAAGGUUUUGGUUUUGCUUUAACUUGGGGUUUAUUGUAAUAAAGUCUUGGUCUGGAUCCACAAAAAGGGUAUGGCUUGUGUAUGUCCUUCUAACUUAUAACUAAGUGUAAAGAAAAUGCAAAGGUUAUGAUUAUU
This is a messenger RNA of Brassica oleracea var. oleracea, 809 nucleotides long. Its product is annotated as nudix hydrolase 25. NCBI's taxonomy places the organism in Eukaryota, Viridiplantae, Streptophyta, Magnoliopsida, Brassicales, Brassicaceae. The record is from RefSeq and is a predicted model, not a curated record. Gene Ontology annotation, molecular function: guanosine-3',5'-bis(diphosphate) 3'-diphosphatase activity; bis(5'-adenosyl)-pentaphosphatase activity. Bases 94 to 621 code for a protein of 175 amino acids. The transcript is spliced from 6 exons. Gene Ontology annotation, cellular component: chloroplast. Gene Ontology annotation, biological process: ribose phosphate metabolic process; nucleoside phosphate metabolic process.